Molecule: messenger RNA, 999 nt
Organism: Cryptosporidium muris RN66
Lineage: Eukaryota; Apicomplexa; Conoidasida; Eucoccidiorida; Cryptosporidiidae
Product: coatomer epsilon subunit family protein
Exons: 1
Coding region: 1-999 (332 amino acids)
Biological process (GO): endoplasmic reticulum to Golgi vesicle-mediated transport; intra-Golgi vesicle-mediated transport; retrograde vesicle-mediated transport, Golgi to endoplasmic reticulum
Cellular component (GO): COPI vesicle coat
Molecular function (GO): protein binding; structural molecule activity
Source: RefSeq, a predicted model, not a curated record
AUGUAUAUAUUUUUGCAGAUACAAAAUUGUUUUGAUGCUGGCUAUUAUAGCAAAGUUUUGGAUUUAGUUCAAAUUUUGGAAUCAAAUAACAAAACUGAUUUAGAUUUUAUUGAAAUAUUAGAGAUGAUGAAAUUUAUGAGUAAAAUUGAGUUAAAUGAAGAUUAUACAAUGGAAAAUAUUAAAUCACUAUAUGAGGAUGUUAUAAACCAGGAUAAAGUUGGUAUUGCUGCUACUUGCCUGUAUUUUAUAUAUUGCUCACCUGAAGUAUCAAAAGAUGAGAAAUAUGAAGUAUUAACAAAAAUGAAACAACUAUAUUUAAAGAGAUUUGGUAAAUCUCCAAUCAUUGAUACUUAUCUGAUAUACAUGUACUUAAUAGAUGGUGACUUUCAAUCUGCAUUAUCACUUACAAAUGAAUCUCUUCCAGAAACGAAAAUACUUAGGGUUUUUAUAUAUUGCCUUAUGAAUCGUUAUGAUUUAGCUCAUGAUAUAUUUAAUCAAAUUCUAGAAACAUAUAAUGAUAAUGUAAGUGAUACAACACAACAAAUUCUAUCAAUGUCAGAUUUUAAGGAAUCAGUAGUUGUAAGGAUAGCAGAAGCAUGGAUACAAUGUAUAAAAGGUGAUUAUAACAGUGCAUUUGUAACAUUAGCAAAUAUACAGACAGAUUUUGGUGGAAAUUCUACAUUACUAACUAAAAAUAAGUCAGAUUCAACGAAUUAUGUAAAUUAUACAGAUAAGGAUUACCAAUCUUGUAUUAUCUUAAAUAGUACAGCUGUAAUACAUAUGCAACGACAACAUUGGUCAGAAGCUUUGGAGUUGUUAAAAAUUGCUUAUAAGCUAAACCCGAAAUCGGUAGAUACACUGAGCAAUCUUAUAUCAUGUUGUUAUUUUCUUAAUAAACCGGGGGAAGCAGAACAUUACUUUAGUGAAAUGCAAAUUCUAAACAAUAAUCAUGAAAAGGUUUUGAAAAUAAAUUUGCUUGAUAGGGCUUUUCAAAUAUGA